AUGUCGGUCUGGAUCAAUAACACCAACCGAACGGAGCUCGGUGAGCGCGCGGACCCGGCGGAGGCGCACUGGCACGCGCUGUUCGGCGCGUGUCUCGCGCUGGCGGUGAUGAUCUGCGCGGGCGGCUUGUUCUCGCUCGCGUGCGUGCUCAGGACGCGACACCGGUCCGCCGUGUGCCUCGUGGUGGGCGCGCUGUCCGUGGACGAUCUCGUGUGCGUGGCCGCUCUGUGUCUGACCGUCGCGCCGCAGUGGAGGAACGACCGGGACACCGGCUCCGCGUGCACCGCGUCCGGUGUGCUGUACGUCUUUCACGGGCUCGCGAGCAACGCCAAAGCCUGCCUGAUCGUGGCGCACGUGCUGCACGCGACCGAGCGCUGUCACGGAGCGCGUGGGCGCGUGCUGGGCGCGCUCUCGCUGGUCUGGGUGCUGAGUCUGAUCGCGAGCGCGCUCCCGCUGUGCGGAUGGGGUCGUUACGGGCGCGCGUCGGUCGGCUGCCUCCCGCGGAGCGACGGCCCGUUCGCGCCGUUCCUGUUCGCUCUGUACGCGCUGUGCGCCGCCGGACUGGUCAGGUGCGCGGUUCCUCUGGCUCCGCGGCUCCUGUGCUCCGCAGACGCGGUCCAGCCUGAGAGCUUCACCUCCUCCCUGUCCCGGGAAAGUCUGGAGCGGAGUUUCGGUGGAUUCGGGUCGAAUCCCACAGGUCUGAGGAGUAGAAGCGAGACCUGCUCGUGCUCGUCACCUGUCAGUGAGGCGCGCUUUGGGAAUAAGGACUGUGCCGCCAGGAUCUUCGCUCAGAAACGCUUCUCUGUUAUUCUGGCCAUAACCAGAGUCCUCAUGUGGAUGCCAAUGAUGACGCAGAUCCUCGUCAGCCACAUCGUCCGGGUGAACGGCUCGCCCGCCGAGACGCCGUGUUUCCUCCUGACGCUGCUGUCGGCCGCUAUCAACCCGCUCUUCUUCCUGUCCGAGCGCUGGAUCCAUCUUCCCUGCGGCUGCUUCAUCGACUGCGGCCGGGGCGUCGGCUCCGUCUCCUCCGCUGUGCACAAACGGAGGUUCGAAUUCAACCUUUCCUUCCAGCACGGUUACAGCGUGUACCGGAUACCCCACCCCACCUCCCCCGCGGUGCAGAAGCCCUCCUACAGCAGCCUGUACGACUGCGACUUCUCCAAAAGCAGAGUCGCCGUGCUGAGCAGCGGCCAGAUCACCAGCCUCGCCUCCCACGACCUCGCCAGGACGGCGGUGGAGGAGAACGCCCCCGCCCUUCACGCCAAGCUGCUCCUGGACGGCGCGUCCCACCGGGUCAGGACCGACGCCCGAGGGCAGGCUAACGGAGCGGAGCGGGACGGGUUCGGGAAGGUCUCUCCUCCUCCGACGGCCCGUGACGGGGAGGACCUCAACCUCGACUCGUCCUCGGUGUUUGACGGUCCGGAGAGGAGGCUCUCUCACGAGGAGUGUAGGAAGAUCGAGCUGAGCGACUGGGAGUGGUGCAGGAGCAAAUCGGAGAGGACGCCCAGACAGAGGUCGGCAGGUGGGUUGGCGAUCCCUCUCUGUGCUUUUCAGGGCACCGUGUCCCUCCAGGCCCCCACCGGUAAAACCCUCUCACUGUCCACGUACGAGGUGAGCAGCGACGGCCUCAAAAUCUCCCCCAACAACGCCAAGAAGGUGGAGGUGUACCGCUCCAAAUCCGUCGGCCACGAGCCCAGCGCCGAGGAGUCCGGCUCGGCCGGUCGUACCGGGGGCGGCGUCGCCGACACCAACGUGAGGAUCCACCUGGAGGUCCUGGAGAUCUGCGACAACGAGGAGGCCAUGGACAGCGUGUCCAUCAUUUCCAACAUCAGCCAGUCGUCGGCACACGCCCGGUCGCCGUCGCUCCGGUACUCCCGCCGCGAGAACCGCUUCGUGUCGUGCGAGCUGGGCGAGACGGCCUCGUACUCGCUGCUGAUCCCCGGCUCGAACCCGGACACCGACGGCCUGAACAUUCACAUCCCCGACACGGUGGAGGCUCACCGACAGAACAGCCGGCGCCAGAGAGGCGACGAGGGCGGCUACAGGGAGGAGAUCCAGCUUCUCAACGAGGUCUACAGGAAACAGGAAGGAGAACUGGAGAACUGA
Molecule: messenger RNA, 2106 nt
Organism: Trichomycterus rosablanca
Lineage: Eukaryota; Metazoa; Chordata; Actinopteri; Siluriformes; Trichomycteridae
Product: probable G-protein coupled receptor 149
Exons: 4
Coding region: 1-2106 (701 amino acids)
Source: RefSeq, a predicted model, not a curated record